Molecule: messenger RNA, 503 nt
Organism: Castor canadensis (American beaver)
Lineage: Eukaryota; Metazoa; Chordata; Mammalia; Rodentia; Castoridae
Source: RefSeq, a predicted model, not a curated record
AUGGCGCGCGAAGAUCACAAACGACUUCUGGGUCUUGCCCUGAAACAGUUCUCAUGGAUCUCAGCUGGUUAUGAGGUGAAGAAUGUAGUCACCAAAGUCAGUGAGACCUGGCAGGAGAGACAUGGAACCCUAGAAGGUGGCCAGGGAGACACAGCUGCUGCAAAUUCCAGCACCUCAGAGCAUCAGAGCAGCCCCAGUGGACCCGAGCAGCUCAUUGAACUGGAGAACGGCAUCAGCAGGGUGAGAAGUCCAUCAAGCUGCAUGGUCACUGUUACCGUCACUGCCACUUCUGAGCAGCCUCACAUUUAUAUUCCAACCCCUCCAAGUGAAUUGGACUCCAGCUCACCCACCAAAGGGAUUCUGUUUGUAAAGGAAUACAUGAAUGCUACGGAGGUGUCUUCUAGGAAGCCGGCAUCUUCAUGCUAUGGCAGUGUCAGCAGUAUUGAGGACUCAUUUGAUAUGGAGAAGAAACCCUCAUAUGACAACACUCCACACUCUGAGAG